Phyllostomus hastatus (greater spear-nosed bat) is the source of this 1273-nucleotide messenger RNA. It is a transcript of the gene CALML3, whose product is annotated as calmodulin like 3. The record is from RefSeq and is a predicted model, not a curated record. Lineage: Eukaryota; Metazoa; Chordata; Mammalia; Chiroptera; Phyllostomidae. The transcript has a single exon. Bases 143 to 592 code for a protein of 149 amino acids. Gene Ontology annotation, molecular function: enzyme regulator activity; calcium ion binding.
UGAGAGCCCUGCUCCUUCUUAAGCGUCUGUGAGUCAAGCCAGGGCUGGAUCACCAGCCUGCCAGCCAGCUGUCCUGCAGAGCUGGGAGAGGAGCCGGGGAGCUCGCACCUGCAUCCACACCUCCACCAGCCCCACAACUCCAAUGGCCGACCAGCUGACGGAGGAGCAGGUAGCCGAGUUUAGGGAGGCCUUCUCCCUGUUCGACAAAGACGGGGACGGCACCAUCACCACCCAGGAGCUGGGCACUGUCAUGCGGGCCCUGGGCCAGAACCCCACACAAGCCGAGCUCCAGGGCAUGGUGAGCGAGAUCGACCGGGACGGCAACGGCACCGUGGACUUCCCCGAGUUCCUGGGCAUGAUGGCCAGGAGAAUGAAGGACAGGGACAACGAGGAGGAGAUCCGGGAGGCCUUCCGCGUGUUCGACAAGGAUGGCAAUGGCCUGGUCAGCGCAGCCGAGCUGCGACAUGUGAUGACCAGGCUGGGAGAGAAGCUGAGCGACGAGGAGGUGGACGAGAUGAUCCGGGCGGCAGAUGUGGAUGGGGAUGGGCAGGUCAACUACGAGGAGUUUGUACGCAUGCUGGUCUCCAAGUGAGGGGCGGGCAGGUGCCAUAGCCCAGUCAGGCUGCCCUGACUCUGCUUUGCUGGGGAUCUAUCUGCCUCUGGCUGCCUCAAGAGCCUCGGGCCUCGCAUUGCUUCCUCCACCCACCAGCGUCCUCCAGCACUGUUUCUUCUUGGGCAAGGUGAAGUCAGGCCCUGUUUCUGCAUCUCACUUUGUUUCCUGUUUCCUGCCAACCUCCCCAACCCUGUUCUCACCCAGCAUGACACAGGCUGCUGCAAGCCCAGCAAACCUUGGGUUCUCUAUCCCUCAGGAUUAGAAGGAAAGUGAUGGCUCUCUACAUGGACAAUGAGCAGAAGGAUCAGUAAGUUGUGACAUCACAGAGUCCUCUGGGCCAGGGACCUAAAAGGCACUUGGCACUGGGACCUGGGCAGCUAUAGCCCUCAGACUUCAUCUUCUGCAGGUGAAAGAAAUCUCACCCUAGUGUGAGGGUGAUGACAGAGACUCUGACAAUGGAGACCAGGCCUCCUGAGAAACAACAGCACUUCCCUUCCACAGGGUGCCCGCCCGUUCCUCUCUGUCUUCGCCAGACCUCUGUGAUUCAUCUUUUGAAGGUGGGAGUAAACCCAGAUUCGGUUGUGACAUGUCUGUAUUCAUCUACUUGGAGGGAAAUUUUAAUGAAAGGGAGAGGGAAGCUCAGGGGGAAUAAAUAAAGUG